AUGCGUCUCGACAUGUACGAUGACCAGGUAGUCCGGCAAUCAGAUAUAGGACACCAUCUUUUCUUGGAUCAAGGAAGCUUGGGCAAGAAUCGGUCGGAAGAAUGCUGUCGAAUGCUCAAAGAAGUGGCUCGAUCCAAAGGUCGUGACAGUCCAUGGAUUGACGGCAAUGAUUUCCUACUGGACAGAGAUCACUACGAGGGUAUCGAUGAAUUCGAAGGAUUCUGGGGCUGGAGCGCCUUCAUCUGUGUCCGAUUGAAUUCAGAAGCUGAACAGGUCACGAGUCGCUAUUGCUGGGAUUUUUACGUGCCCGCUAUAUUUGUUCAGACUUGCGGCUUAGUGGCAAGAAUCCGGCUGCAAAUCCGAGAGCAUAGUGUGAUUCAAAUCCAUCCAAACUCUCUCAUGGAUCUAAGAUUAGACUGUCCUUUUCCAUCCUUGUCUGAAUUUGUGAAAUCAUUCGAGAUGGACAAGAUCGAUAGUGGUGAGCGUGCAAAUGUCCCGGCCGUUGUGAUUGUUAUCCAUUUUCUGGAACUCUUCAAAUCUAAACACUGUGGGAUUCCACCUCUAAACUCGGCGGGGAAAGCAGAAUUAAAGGAAAUGAUCUUGGCUGAGAAGCAAAAUGACAACGAAAAGAACUUCGAUGAAGCGGUGGACCUGAUUGAGAAGGCCUGUCAACCGACCAAAGUGCCCAGACACAUAGAAGAAUUAUUUAAUGAUCCUCAAUGUGAUAAGAUACCCUGGUUUAAUGGCAAGUUUUGGGUACUUGUACGAAGCUUACGAGAAUUUGUCAAAACAAGUCCUACCCACCAAUUGCCAUUGUCCGGCGCCCUUCCAGAAAUGAAGACCGAUACCAAGAACAACAUCAAGAUGCGGUCGAUCUAUUAUCAGCAAGCGUUGGAAGACCUGGAAAGAUUCAAGGAGAUCGUUGAUGAGAUGACCGAAUCAGUCGAAGAGGAGUAUGAAGGCAGGCCGCAGGAGUAUACCGAAGACUUUAAGCAUUGGCUUGUACCCCCGGAGCUCGAUAUAUCUCCUGAGAUGGUUAAGAGCUUUGCAGAAAACUCCGCCCACAUACGUGUGGUCCGGGGAAGCCGACUUGGUCAAGACCCAAAAGACCUCAUCCCCCAGUUUGUGAAAGAAUGUCAGCCGGGGAAUGAGGAAUACCACGCAACGUGGUAUGUGGCAUUCGAAGCCAUGGCCGCCUAUAGGUCAAAGCGCGAAGGCAAAUACUGCUAUCUGGCCGGUCACGAGGGCGAAUAUCCUGGGAUGCGCAAGGACCAGGAAGACGGCGACCUCCAUGCACUUUGGAAGUUUUCCCUCGGCUGGUUGAAUUCCCGCAGAUGGGCUGCGCCAAGGGAUGACCAGGAGCAGGAGAUAAUUCCCCAAAAACUACAAAAAGUGUUGAAAGAAAUGAUCCGAUUGGCUGGGAGCGAGCUCCCUCACAUUGGAAGUAUGACUGGAGGCCUUGUUUCCCAGGAAGUCAUCAAGCUGAUAACGGGCCAGUACAUCCCCACAAAUGGUGUUUGUAUCUAUGAUGGUUAUCAAUCAAUGACUAGAGUUCUAGAGUUCUAA
This is a messenger RNA of Puccinia triticina, 1566 nucleotides long. RefSeq lists its product as uncharacterized. The transcript has 6 exons. Gene Ontology annotation, molecular function: ubiquitin-like modifier activating enzyme activity. The record is from RefSeq and is a predicted model, not a curated record. NCBI's taxonomy places the organism in Eukaryota, Fungi, Basidiomycota, Pucciniomycetes, Pucciniales, Pucciniaceae. Bases 1 to 1566 code for a protein of 521 amino acids.